CUUUUCUGAGUCUCCAUUGGUGAGCGGCCUUUCGGCAGUUGCCGGGACAUGGCCGAGGACGGCGGCUGGCGGCCGCCGCGCCCCUGCGAGGCCUACCGCGCCGAGUGGAAGCUCUGCCGCAGCGCCCGGCACUUUCUGCACCACUACUACGUCCACGGAGAGCGGCCGGACUGCGAGCAGUGGCGGCGCGAUCUGGCCAGCUGCCGCGAAUGGGAGGAGCGCCGGAGCGCCGAGGCCCAGCGGUCCCUCUGUAACAGCGAACGUUCAAGAGUCCAGGCAGCACAGAAACAUGGACUGGUGUGGACCCCAAGGCAGAAGCCCCCUGCAGACUGGCACCUCCCUCUGCCAGAGGAGGAGAACGACAAGUGAUGAAUGCCUCUGUGUGGUUGGGAUCUGUUGCAGUACCCUAAGGACUGUGCCCCCCCUGCCUACCUCCCCUUGCACACACACACACACACACACACACACACACACACACACACACAGAGUCUAGAGCGUCCCUGACAUGGAAGACAGAGUGAAGUGUUUCCAUCCUGACCCCCUACCCCUCACCUUGUACAGAGUCCCCCAUUAUUUCUGUGCUCUAAAUGACAAUUGUGUGCACCUGGAGUUAAGUACCACUGGAAGUCUCAGAGCCGCCUGGCCAGGCAGGUUCCACUCACCCCGAGAAAUGCCAUCCUGAGGGGUAGAAGUAUCAGGUAUACUAUUCACUGGUAGACCUGACCCCUGUGGACAUGAGUGACUAAAUGACUGUUUUGUGGUGAAAAGAUUUUCUGGUCCCCGCUUGGCGAUGGGUUCCCAUUGCCAGCGGCCGUGGUGUCCCUGCCGCUGAGACCCAUAUUUGAAGUUCCUCCGCAGUAGGCUGGCUCAUGCCUCUGGGCUGACACAUCAUACCUCCUGGGCUUACAGUAGGAAUGUUGGAGACUUCUUUCUGUUUUUGUUUUUUUUUUUUUUUUCAAUGCUUAUGGCUACACAACAUGUGAGAUAAAAAAUGGUUAUUAAGCAUAGAGCCAGAAGUAAGUCCAGAGCACUGCUGGGUAUGAAACCCCCUCCAAAAAAAAAAAAAAUGAAAGAAAGAAAGGUUAACAGACUCUUGGCUUAAAAAGGCAAUCCCCAACCCAGAGAAAUAGUUCCUGGUUUCUCAUGUAGGGCCCCAAAUUCAAUCUCUGAUAUCACAUGGUUCCUGGCACCACUCAGAGUGGCCAGGGAUAGAUCUCAGUGGUAGAGUCCAGGUUCAGUCCCUAGAACCACAAAACAAGGAAAGAGAAAGAAUAAAAUGUAAGUAGGAGAUACAUGAAACUUUGAUCUUCCCUCAAAAUUUCCUCUGGUCAUUUUUCAGGAAAAUGGGAUUUAUCAAAAAUCACUUCACUUACUGAUUCCAAAUAGAAGCUGAAAAUUGGGUGCACAACUCAUUUAACUUUUUCAUUCAUUUUUGUCCUCUGGUAUAUUAGAAUUUUUUAUACCUAGAGGUUUUAAAAAUUGAUAUGAUAUAUGUGAACCAAUGAAAACUAAUACUAUGAAAGGACACUGAAUGAAUGACCAGUGGCCUCCUGCUUCUUUUCCUCACCACCAGGGGGCCCUCAGCACUAGGUCUCAACAUGACCACAAGUUGUGAGUCAAAUAUCUAUGCAUUGAAUCUUGGGGGCAAAAUAGUCCAUCUCUUUAGAAGGGCCAUACAUCAAAGAAUAAAACUCCUCUUAUGCUUUA
Sorex araneus (European shrew) is the source of this 1707-nucleotide messenger RNA. It is a transcript of the gene C11H22orf39, whose product is annotated as chromosome 11 C22orf39 homolog. NCBI's taxonomy places the organism in Eukaryota, Metazoa, Chordata, Mammalia, Eulipotyphla, Soricidae. The transcript has 3 exons. The coding region runs from base 49 to 369 and encodes 106 amino acids. The record is from RefSeq and is a predicted model, not a curated record.